Magallana angulata is the source of this 2524-nucleotide messenger RNA. RefSeq lists its product as uncharacterized. NCBI's taxonomy places the organism in Eukaryota, Metazoa, Mollusca, Bivalvia, Ostreida, Ostreidae. The transcript has 3 exons. The record is from RefSeq and is a predicted model, not a curated record. Bases 1 to 1218 code for a protein of 405 amino acids.
AUGCCUGAUUCCUAUUUGGAUACCUUUAUUAAUUACAGAGAGGAAGGCACGAACAGCUCUGCUGCACCUGUAUCUCAGUACUGGGGUCGAGGGUUCGACUCCCAUCACUUUGACUGUGCCUCUAGAACCUUUUCGGUAGAUGUAUCCCAUAAUCCCCCUUCUACAUACACUGUAAAGGACCUGAACUCGGAUGAAUUUGACAUUGAACCCUCGAGGCCACUCAGUCAAAUCAGUCAGACCAGAAGUGUAGCAUCGGGGGACACGACGUUUUUCAUCCAAGAGGGUCUACGGCAGCUGUGUCUCUCUGCUACAAACACAUCAAAUGGACUCAUACAACAUAAAAGUCUUGUUUUUUUAAAAGACACCGAAACAGGAUUCAAAUCUCUUCAUUUCGCCUUGGGUUCUGAAUGGACUUUCCCUUUUCAACUUCGGCCUCUGUGUGAUUAUAAUUUGCUGGUAAUAAGGGGAUAUGAGACGAAGAAAUAUUUGUUUUUUAUUAAUGCUGUGGCUGUAUGUUCAUUUAAAUCACACAUGACACAGAAUGAAGUGUAUUUGCUGUAUGGAAAAGCCUGUAUCCAUUCAUUAUCCCCCGGACCAAGGCCAUCCUAUGACUUUUACCCUGUCACGCACCUGUAUCGUAGUAAACCAAUUCUUUAUUUCCUAGACAUAUUUAACAACAGUGGCGGUAUCAUGGAAAAAUACAUCAAGAACCUUGGGGGAGACCCAGCAUCAACUCUGAACAGGAGGCUUCAGGGCCUGUUCUUCAGUUCUAGCGCUGACCCCCUCACUGGCCAGCCUCCGGCUGUAUCUUACUACGGAGACCAGAGAAUCCACAUCCACAUCGGUUUUAUGAUUGACCAAAGCAGGAAUUUGUAUUUCGCGGACUUUUAUUGUCAUUACGUCAAUCAUCGCGUGACAUUAGUUAUUACGUUGAAAGGAAGCGAGGCUGACGCAUUUUGUCGACAAAGACUCCGGGCCUUAGACCCUGCGUAUAAUGAGUUUCUCUACCGCCGUCCACAUGAACAUUAUGCCAUGGUGAAUACUAAAGUCACAGUGGAAGUGUUUUAUACUGAAGACAUAAAUAUAUUCAGACUUUUAAGAUUAAAUUUAGCAUAUUUAACUUCAGUUCAACAGUCAAGUAAUGCUGAAUUAAAAACAGUAAUUGGUCUUCCGAAAAGAAUAGAUUGUAAAAUUUGCAAUAUUAAGAAACCUUUGUAAUAUUUUUGGUUACUUUGGUAAGUUUUGGAGUAAAAAAAUUAGUAUGCUUUUAGACAUGCUAUUUUUUUCUUGCAUACUAGUUUUUUUUUUAUGUAUAUUGAUAUAUUCAAUCCGGAUGUUUUGAAUUUAAGUAAUCCUGAGGACAAAUCUUUACAGCUCUAAAAGCGCAAUCAUACCUUUAAUAAAUAUAAUUGAUUUGAAAAAAUGCAUACUGUUUUUUAUGAAAGAUAAUGUUUUUCACUUUCUAAUUUCGUUAAUGUAUUCCGGUCUUAUAUCGCACUGUUAAAGUGACAUGGGAACCUUUUACCUUUUAUGGUAUAUAAAAAUAAUUAAAUCUACAAAUUCUCUAAAAAUGAAUUUUAUUUUUGUACAAAAUGUCACAGUGUUAUAUUGGAGAAUUUCCAUGAUGAAGUUAAUGUUUGUUUAUAACUUAAUCCUCAACCUGAAAAUAUUCAGAGUAUAAAAUAUUACAUAAAUACUCUCCCGCAGACCAAGAAUGAAAUGAGCCAUACUACUUUAUUCUGAUGAAUUUUGCAAGUUCAUUGUUAACUCCACAAUACCUAGAAAUGCAGAAAUUAGACAAAAGCAUUAUAUCAAAGCAGUACAUGGGGUCUUUUUUUUAAUCAAAGCCAUGUAUUACAUUUUAAAUAUUACAUUCUCUCAGACAUUUCAUUUUUGUAAAUACCAGUCAAAUAUUUUCAAAUCUAAGAAAUUCCUCAAUAUUUUACCAUUUUUAUAACCUUCAUGAUUAUUUCAUCAAUAAUACGUUUUAUUUGUAAUCCUUCAUAGUUAAUGAAAUUAAAAAAAAGACAGAAUUGUUUCUGUGUUGGCUAAAUGAAAUGCAAUCUGUUAUCACCGAAUUAUGAAAAGUACUUUUAAGAAAACUGUCUUUUUUCUGCAGUAAUAAAGGAUUAUUAAUUAGUAAAAAGAAAGGACCGAAAUUAUUUCCAUCUGGAAAACUGUGAUAUAUUGAGUAAACCUGUCACUGGGUAGAUAACACCACAGGAAUCUAGUUAAUGGUUAACGGCGUCAAGAGCUUUUUUAAAUUGAAAUUUAACACAUGCCGUUAAAAGGUACUUAAGAUGUAUUGCUUAUAAUUGAAUCUAACGUAUUUCAAAUGUAAUUAAACGUCGCAAAGUACAUUUGAUAGUGAUAUUACUGAAAUUUUAUCAUGCUAUUGUAAUUCUUUUUUAUUUUUUAUUUCUAUACUUAUUUUUGUGUAUUUUAUGUCAUUUGAUGUUACUGUUUUUCUAUCUGCUUAGAACUUAAGUAUAAAGAUAUUAAUAUCGUUGUGUAUUUACAAGUA